AUGUACAACGGAAUCGGUCUCACUACACCCCGUGGAUCCGGUACCAAUGGUCACGUUCAGCGUAACGUCGCUUUUGUCCGGCCGGGGAAAAAGGAUAACAUUAACUACCGCACGGAAGACGAUUUAGCAAAGCUAGACGCACAAUCGAACCGUCAGCCGAAUCAAGGCAUCCUAGACCACGAGCGAAAGCGAAAGAUUGAAGUAAAAUGUGCCGAACUGGAAGAAGUGCUCGAAAGCCAAGGGCUUGGGCAGAAUGAAGUUCGUGCCAAGGUGGAACUGUACCGUUCGAAACUGAUGGACCACGGAACGAUCGAGUUGCCGAAGGAUGAAUUUGGCAGAUUGCUUGUACGAGAAACCCAUCACAUCGCACAGGCCCAGCAAGAGAAAAACGCCAAACUGCGCGAAGCGUUCGGCAUAUCGCAGUAUUUCGUCGAAGGUACGAGCUUCGACCAGGAUCGCAAGGCGAAAGAGGACCUUGCCAAAUCCGAGGCGCUGCAAAAGGAGCUGACCGAAAAGGCGGAGAAGGCGAAAGAGAUGGAACGGGCAAACCGGAAACGGUACGCACUCGUGCGUACACCAUCGCCGGAAAAGGAUGUGAAUGCGAAAUCUGCCGCUGGUGGUGGCGGUGCCCUGCGUCGCGAUAAAGAGGAGAAGAAAAAGAAAAAGAAGAAGGCACGAGAUGUAUCUUCCAGUCCAGAGCGCAAGAAGGAUAAGAAGAAGAAAUCGAAGAAAAAUAAAAAAGAAAGGUAA
Anopheles marshallii is the source of this 750-nucleotide messenger RNA. RefSeq names its product serine/arginine repetitive matrix protein 2 (gene Srrm234). The transcript has 5 exons. The coding region runs from base 1 to 750 and encodes 249 amino acids. Lineage: Eukaryota; Metazoa; Arthropoda; Insecta; Diptera; Culicidae. The record is from RefSeq and is a predicted model, not a curated record.